Molecule: messenger RNA, 3274 nt
Organism: Talpa occidentalis (Iberian mole)
Lineage: Eukaryota; Metazoa; Chordata; Mammalia; Eulipotyphla; Talpidae
Gene: LSM5
Product: LSM5 homolog, U6 small nuclear RNA and mRNA degradation associated
Exons: 5
Coding region: 206-481 (91 amino acids)
Biological process (GO): mRNA splicing, via spliceosome
Cellular component (GO): U4/U6 x U5 tri-snRNP complex; Lsm1-7-Pat1 complex; U6 snRNP
Molecular function (GO): RNA binding
Source: RefSeq, a predicted model, not a curated record
AGAUCGUAGGAUAGUCAGUGGACAGAAAUCCUUGACCCACCUCACGGCCUUCGAUUGAAGCAUCUGGGCGCGAUCUCUUCGGACUGGCCCGAUCGCACGCUCGGCCUCAGAUUGAUCGAGCCUGCCAAACGGAAAAGGGCGGAAGCGCGCUCUUUCAAACUUGCCGUCCUUACGUCGAUGAACGCAGGCCACUUCCGGCGUAGCCAUGGCGGCUAACGCUACCACUAACCCGUCGCAGCUGCUGCCUCUAGAGCUUGUGGACAAAUGUAUAGGAUCCAGAAUUCACAUUGUGAUGAAAAGUGAUAAAGAAAUUGUUGGUACGCUUCUAGGAUUUGAUGACUUUGUCAAUAUGGUACUGGAAGAUGUCACUGAGUUUGAGAUCACACCAGAAGGAAGAAGAAUUACUAAGUUAGAUCAGAUUCUGCUAAAUGGAAAUAAUAUAACAAUGCUGGUUCCUGGAGGAGAAGGACCUGAAGUAUGAAUGGAUUUCCUUGACUUAAUGCUAGAUUCUGUUUUGUCUUAAAAUGACAACGAAAUAGAAAAUUUGUUUUAACCUUUUUGGAUUCUGUGAAGCUAAGUUUCCCGUUAAAGGGAAAUGCUUUGAAAAUGCAUUGUAAAUGCCCAUUUUUAUAAGUUAAUCAUGAUUAUCUCAGAAAAAGAGCGGUUUGUUCUUUAUAGACUAAAAUAAAGGUGUUUUUGGUUAACUGUCGCUUUCUUAUAAUAACCAAUGGAACAAAGAUUAUAGUUACUUUGUCACUUGCUUUCUUGCCAUUUUGGGCCUUUUGCUUCCUCAUUUAUAUGCUCAUUUGAUUCUCAAACAAAAGUUGUUCCAAAUGAUGAAGUUUGGUGUUGAACACGUGCAUUUAAAAAAUUUGAAAUGAUUUCUUAUUCAGUUCAAACUGAUGUUUUGUAAUGAGGAUUUUUCUACUGGCCUCAAAUUCUAUUAACUUUUAUAAAAAUAAACAAGCAGAAUAUACAGGUAAUAUAUGCAUGUUAUAGAAAUGCAGAAAAGCAAAAAGAAAAUACUCACAUUUUGCUUUAUAAGUCCUUUUAGAUUUUUUCAGUACACUCUAUGAACAUUUUAUUUUUACAAAAACUUGAACACACUGUUUUGUAUCCUCCAUUUAAAACUUUUUGAAUUUAAAUGAUGGACAUUUUUCCAUGUCAAAUAUGUCAGCAACAUUAAUGUCUACAUUUCAUUAAAUGGAUUUCUACUUUUUUUUUUUUUUUUAGCAUAUUCUCAUUAUUGACCACAAUAAUUUGACCAACUCUUUGCACCUUUUUUUCCCCCCUUAGGAUAAAGUAAACAUUUUUAAUAGGUUACUCUAAGUCAUGUAUUUUGCAGAUGAUUUCCCUGGUUGAUUAUUUCUAGUAAUGGUGGUUUUUUGGACUUAAAUAAUGUAUAUAGUUGUAUGUUUAUGUUAUUCUGUAUGGUUUUGUCUGUCAUAUACAUGAAUUAGAAAGACCUCAUUUGCUCUGUUUAUAUGGUUUUCUGUUACUUUUGUUUUCUUUGUUUCAUUUCGAUCUUUUAAAAAAAUAUAUUUAUUUAUUUAUUUAUUUAUGCAUGUGUAGAAGAACUGGGGUGGUAGGCCAGCAGUGCAGGGGGUGAGAGGAUUCACAAGAGACAGAGUGGGGAGCAGAACAGAUGGAUCUACUGAAAUACACUGCUACAGGGAGUAGCAGGCAAGACAGGAGAGGUCUGCUGCGCCAUAUGUGGGUUAACUCUGUGGCUGUGGAUCCAAUUCAGGCCCUCGUGGUGACAGACUGAGACUUAACACCUAGGCCACCAAAGAGGCCCAGUUUCAUUUCAAUCUCUAAUCCAUCUUCACUUUAGUGUUUCCAUGUGAAAAAAGGAUCCAACUUGUUUUUUCCCCCCAAAAACCAGAACUGAUUGGUCCUUUUAUUUUUUUCCCCAUGAUGUAAGUGCUACUGGCUGAUUACAAGCUGCUGAAGGUUUAACAGCUGGCUUGCAGACUUUGCAGAGAUUUAACAGUCUAUUGUCAGAAGGUGGCAGGAGCCUGUUGCCCCAUACCACUCUGCUUUUGAUCCUUGUUGGAGAGGCAUGCUUUUCCUCCUGUUGCUUCUUUAACUUGGGGGAAGAUUAAAUAGUGUAAUACAGUUCUUUCCUCUUUUACCUCCUCUCAUAGGGGAGUUGGACAAUCAUGCUCAAUUCUAACUUUUCUCCUCACAGGAAUUAGUUUCUUGCAGGGAGCACAUGUUCUAAGCUUUAACAUUCUAGGAAUUUAGAGGAGCCUGGCCUCACUUUGGGAGGCAUAAAGUUAUCUAUCAAUAGCUUGUGGCUACUACUGUGUUUCAGUAAUAGGAAGUUUGAUUGCUUACAGAUGAACUGUAAGGUCUAACUCACAUAAGCAUAUACUUUUAUAUUACAAUUUGUUCAGAAUGAGUACUAAGUAAGGGUUUCUUAACCUUGGCACUAUUGACAUUUUUGUCUGGAUCAUUCUUAGUUGUGGGGCUGUCCUGUGUAUUGUAGGAUGUUAGCAGUAUCCCUGGUCUCUGUUAGAUGCCAGCAAUAUCCUUCCUCUUCCUUGCCCCCUCCAUUUGUGUCAGAAAAUUACUCUAGGUAUCACCAAAUGUCCACCGAGGGCAAAAUAAUCACUUGUGGUUAAGAACCAUCAUUCUAAAUUAUAGGGAUGCUAUUUAUUUGACUCUCAAAAUCUCUUAAUACAUGUGUGAGGAAUCAUGGUUCUUGACAAAUAAAAAUUGGAGAGAAAACACUGUGACCAAGCAUUCCAAAAAUAUAAAAUAGGUGGUGGUAUGCUGAAGUGCUAUAUUUGGUGCUAACCAUAUAGAAUUUUCACUUUGGCAGGUUGCUGGUGAGAGGCUGUUUUUAUCCAGGUGUUACUUCAUUUCUGUGAAGGCAGCGCUGCAUAUGAUUCCACCCUAAAGUGAAGGUGAGGCCUUAGCGCAACAAGUAGAAAAGGCAGAAGCUCUGCUGGCUUUGGUGACUUGGGUCAGUUUUUCUUAAACUUUGGUUUGGAAUCAGAAUCACUUGCAGAUGUACUAGAGAACAUAGAGGCCCAUGCUUGUAAGGUAGGGUCUUACACCUGACACCCGUUGCCUUAAAAUAUAGGCUGUUGCAGGUGUAACUUUGAAAACAGGUGUGACUGAAACAAGGAUUUGAUUAUAGAGAUGAGAAUCUGUCAAUUUUUUUUCCCAUUUGCAGAGCUUUUGUACAUUGAUGGGUAGAAGAGUAUUUGCUUCAUUUAAACUGGAAGGCAGCUAAGUUCUGUGUAUGCGGUAGAGUACUAGUGGA